Messenger RNA from Macrosteles quadrilineatus (aster leafhopper), 1607 nucleotides. RefSeq lists its product as uncharacterized. The transcript is spliced from 2 exons. The coding region runs from base 84 to 1526 and encodes 480 amino acids. Gene Ontology annotation, molecular function: protein binding. The record is from RefSeq and is a predicted model, not a curated record. NCBI's taxonomy places the organism in Eukaryota, Metazoa, Arthropoda, Insecta, Hemiptera, Cicadellidae.
GUAGUUUUGUCAUUGAAGUUUAUCACUGACAUCGUCCGUUAACUCUGAGGCGAACGUACUACUACAAAAGAUCCCGGGUCACGAUGGUAUCACUGGUCAUUGAGCAUUUGCCCCUAGAAGUUCUAGAGGUACUUGUUACUUUUCUCUCGGCAAAAGAUUUAACCAAUUGCAUAGGAGUUAGUGUAACUUGGUAUAGAUUAUUUAGUGAUGAUUUAUUUUGGAAAAGACAUUGUAUAAGCUCAAAUCACUAUUUUUCAAAAACCAAGUGCCUCGUUGAGCCUGUUUUCCAACUAACAGACAAUGCAGUUUUGCCCAUUGAAGAAAACAGGCUUCGAUUCUUGCAAGAACAACACGUAUUCAACAAUUGGAGAUGUGGGCGCUUUCGGAAAGAAAUAAUAGAAUAUGAAUUGGAUGGAAGCAACUCCAUGUAUCCUAAUGAUUUAGAAUUUCUGGACAACGACCAUAUAUAUGAAGACAUGCAUACUUUACAUAAAAAUAGAACAUAUGAAGCUCGAGUUUGGAAUGUAGCUGAGACUCCAGUCCUAGUAUUGACUAUACCCUACUGUUUGUGUGAGUCGUGGCCAGCCAAAGUGUAUAAAAUAGUCAAUAGCAAUGUGAUAGUUGUCAUCCAAUGUAAUGUAGUACAAGUUUACAAAAUCUGCUUGGAUUCCAAAAACUGGGUUCUGAAUCAUGUCUUCUUUUUUGAUAAGCCGGAAGAGUUCUCUCGUAGUUUAACAGCUGAUAGCAAUGUUAAAAGUAUCUUUGACUCAACACGUGACAGAUCAAAUCGUUAUGAGUGUGUUGUUUGUGGACACUACUUUAUUGGAGCCUGUAUAAAUUCGGAAUCUCCUCUCUUGCACAUUUGGGACAUCAAGACGGGGGAAAAGGUUAAAGAAGACAGAUACGAAAUCGGACAUAUAGAAAGUAUAACUUUUAUUUGUAAUGAACGAGUCAGCACUGAUAAGGUCCUCGUAAACUACAAAUUAAAACAUGAAGAAUGGACCUCAAUUAUUUAUGAUACUUCACUGUUACAGUUUAUCCUGCCUAGUCGGUUUGUUCGCAAUGGACAUGUGUUGUAUUUCGGUGGUCAUUUGAGUGUCAUUGGUGGCAAACCCAUCAAGAUAGUACAUCAUAGUGAUGCAACGAAUCAGAAGAAAAAUAUGACUGAACUAAGCAAAUCUUUAGAUUUUGAUUAUGUGGAUUCUUCUACCGUUCUUCCCCUAGGCAGUAACCUAUUGAUAUCUACCGAGAAAGAAAUCUACCUUGUAAAUCCUGUCAAUUUAGAAACCCGUACCCUAAUUAGGACACAUUUAUGCUGGGUUGAUGUAUUGGCUAACAGAUUUAUUUUGUUGCAUGAUAUUCAUGAUAUUUCCCUUAAAGAAGUAUGGGAGAUUGGCAAAACAGAAUGCAAAAAAGUUUUGGAAUUUUCCUGGAAUUGUGAAACAGUUUACUCGGCUUCAAACAGCGUCUGUUCUAAAGUUGUUUUGGAGAAUUUUAACAGAAUUAUCGUAUUGCAUUUCUGGUAGGAAGUGAAAUAUGUGGUUAGGUUGUGGCAUGAUCUUGUAAAAAGUUAAUUGUAAAGAUCAGGUUUUAAUUAAUUAUUGAAG